AUGCCCAGCCACGCGAGAGGCCGUGGCCGCGGUGGCAGGGGUCGGGGCCGGGGAGGCUGCAGGAACUUCGGUGGGGACAGACCGCAGAGACCGAAGGAUGAGUGGGGUGUGGAGGCUGAAAGUCAGGGGUCAUCAGAUGACCCGACCUGUGACCUGAUGACCCUGUUUACCGGCACCCACAGUUUCCAGCAGCAUCACACUGCUCAGGAGAAGGACAGGAUCCGCUACGCUGCCGUCAUGGCCGUGCUGGAGAAGAAUGGAGUCGAGGUUCCGCAAGGGUCACGUAUCCGUGCGCUGGCAGCGGCAUGGGCGCGGCACGACCACACCCUAGCCAACACCUUCCUACAGGACUCCAGCAAAUUUGGCCUGGUGGAAAUUCUCAAGGCCCUAACUUUGCUGGACUCUGGCCGUAAGGUGCGUGAGUGUGAGAAGAAACUGAAGCGGCUGGAACUCCAACCGGGCAAGACCAAGAAGAAAGCCGUGGGGAAGGUCAAGUCCAACAGGGACAACUUCAACGCCAUCAAACCCCCCCUGGGAUCUAUGAGCGGUGCGUUGGCCCGACACAUCCGCCGCUGGGUGUCCAGACUGACCGCUGACCAGUUGGAGUUCUACGCCUUGUUUUUCCCCCCGGAGCCAUGGAAGCGCCUGGCUGACCUCUGCCACCUCAACCCUAAAAAGGACUUCAAGUUACCCUGGUUCCUGCCGUACUGUUUUGGUGGUGAGGCACCAGCUGGGAGCAUGGUAAGGAACUGUGGUCACCUGACUAAGGAGAAUGUUAACGAACUUGUGAUGACCUUUGACAUCCCGUACGCACACAUCAAGCCCCACAAAGACUGUCUGACUGAGGAAGCCAAGGCCAGGAUAGCACAGUACACUACGGACCUGGACACACUUCUCUGGAACUAUGAGGAUCUGGCCUGUCCUGCCACAGACAAGGUCAUCCAUGACCUGCUGACCUCUGGUUCAAAGGUCAACCUUCCCUAUGGGAAGCUGAUGGAGCGUCUUCUUACACUAAAGAUGAUGAGGAAGGAUUCCCCAAGAUACCAAGGAAACCAAGCAGCCGAGGACGGUGUUCAGGAGAAGGCCUCUUUCUUUGACCUGCUGAUUCCAAUGGCAGACAAAAGACUACAUGAAAUCAGUGUCGCUCUGGAGCCGCCCGUGGUUGUGAUUGGUGACGCAUCCUCGUCCAUGGGCGUGGCCAUCAGGACGUCCACCAUCAUCGCCAGCCUGCUGACCGCCCUAACCUCCGCUAAGCUGGUCUUCUUCAACGGUAGUAACUUUGAGCCCCACGUGUUACCUGAGACUAUUCCACAGGUGCUGGAUGUGGCUACUACUGUCCGAGCGAGCGGCUGUACGGCCCCUGCGGCCAGCCUGCAGCCGUUCUAUGACCGUAAGGAAGUUGUGAAGACCUUCAUCAUCGUGACUGAUGAGGAAGAGAACACUCCGUCCAGAGGGGGGUACAGGUUUGCACCACUGUUUAAGAAGUACAGCGAGGAAGUGUACCCAGCCAAGAUGGUCUUUGUGUCCUUCUUAAGGGGCCAGCAUGCAGAGGGACAAAUGGUCAACGAAUUGAAAAACCAGGGAUUGGACCCCCUUCAGUUCAAGUUGGACUCUUCCAGGCCAGACCUUACAAAACUGGACAAUCUGCUUGGAUUGCUGUCCAUGGAGUCCAAGUCCUUUGAUGAAGAGGUAACAGAGAUGGAGGAAGUACUGACACAGCAGGGACUGGAGGCCAUCCACAUACACAAGGAAGAUGUUUAGAAACAUGAAAUACAUGUAAACUCAUAAUCCACUAUCAUCAAUGUUUAAUGUUUGUGUGUGUGAUGAAAAAUCAAUCAUUAAAUGGUAAAACUUAUAAAUAGAUAAUAAAAGUGAUCAACAUAUUUAUGAAGGUUAAACAAUGAAUUAUUUCAAAGUGGUCAACACUUUACAGGUGAUUGUAAAAAUAUAGUAACAUUGUAGUUAUACUUCAUACAAAGAUUAGUAGUGAAUCAGGAUUUUACCAUGGUCACUAUUGACAUAUAUAGGCCAUAGAAUGUAUGUAAUUAAAAUACAAAAUUGUUUAUGAGGUUGUAUUAGGACAAAGCUACUGUUUUGAAAUAUAGGGCAAAUGUUGAAAUAAAGAUGAAAAACUGAGAAAAUAUGAAAUGUUUGUAGAAUGAGCAGACUUACAAUAUUUAUUUGAAGAUAGUAGGGAUUUUUCAAAGAAAAAAGGCUUUGAAAGAACAUUUAAAGGCUUGUAUAUACGGAA
Molecule: messenger RNA, 2251 nt
Organism: Branchiostoma floridae (Florida lancelet)
Lineage: Eukaryota; Metazoa; Chordata; Leptocardii; Amphioxiformes; Branchiostomatidae
Exons: 12
Coding region: 1-1761 (586 amino acids)
Source: RefSeq, a predicted model, not a curated record